This is a messenger RNA of Cucurbita pepo subsp. pepo (vegetable marrow), 1715 nucleotides long. Its product is annotated as target of rapamycin complex subunit LST8-1. The record is from RefSeq and is a predicted model, not a curated record. Gene Ontology annotation, molecular function: protein binding. Gene Ontology annotation, biological process: TOR signaling; regulation of actin cytoskeleton organization. Gene Ontology annotation, cellular component: TORC1 complex; TORC2 complex. Lineage: Eukaryota; Viridiplantae; Streptophyta; Magnoliopsida; Cucurbitales; Cucurbitaceae.
UUCUUUUAUACCAAUAAAUUAAUCGACCGUCGCUGCUCUUGUCUGUGAUCUUUCAACCUGUGAGGCAACAACGACGGCGCGAAGGCAUUCAGAAUGGCUCUCUCGCCGGACUCUCAACGGAGGUAGUUCGUAAGGCAUUUUAAAAUCGAAACCACCGUCUCUUGCAUGGAUUCCAUCCAAUUUUCUACCAAUCAAACGCCUGUCGGGGCCUAGCAAGCCUUUAGGGUUCGUAGGAGUUUCGAUCCUAUCAGACGGUGAUCGCGAGCUCGGUCUGAUCGAUACUGGUGGUGGAGGAAAGAAACUGAAGUUUGUUCUCAUCUCGAUAAGUGCCUCUAAGUAAUAACUCUUCUUCCUCGUGGUUUUAUGAGCUCCUUCCGCGUUUGACACGAGAGAUUAAGAUGACUCAACCAUCAGUGAUACUUGCAACUGCUAGCUAUGAUCACACUAUUAGGUUUUGGGAGGCCAAAAGCGGUCGCUGUUACCGAACUAUACAAUACCCCGAUUCUCAAGUUAAUAGACUGGAGAUUACCCCAGACAAAAGAUAUUUGGCUGCUGCUGGUAAUCCUCACAUCCGAUUGUUUGAUAUCAAUUCAAAUAGCCCUCAACCGAUAAUGAGUUAUGAUUCACAUACUAAUAAUGUAAUGUCAGUGGGGUUUCAAUGUGAUGGGAACUGGAUGUAUUCAGGUUCCGAGGACGGCACAGUAAAAAUAUGGGACUUGAGGGCUCCUGGUUGUCAGAGGGAAUAUGAAAGUCGUGCAGCAGUUAACACUGUUGUUCUACAUCCUAAUCAGACUGAACUGAUAUCUGGAGAUCAAAAUGGGAAUAUCCGUGUAUGGGAUUUGACUGCAAAUUCAUGCAGUUGUGAACUGGUGCCAGAAGUGGAUACAGCUGUAAGAUCUUUGACGGUUAUGUGGGAUGGAAGCUUGGUAGUUGCAGCAAAUAAUCAUGGCACAUGUUAUGUUUGGCGCUUAUUACGUGGCACCCAGACGAUGACAAACUUCGAGCCACUUCAUAAACUUCAAGCACACAAGGGAUACAUUCUCAAGUGUCUCCUUUCACCUGAAUUCUGUGAACCCCACCGAUACCUUGCCACUGCAUCUUCUGACAGCACUGUCAAAAUCUGGAACGUGGACGGUUUCACGUUAGAAAAGACACUUAUAGGACACCAACGCUGGGUGUGGGACUGCGUCUUCUCAGUAGAUGGUGCAUAUCUUAUAACAGCCUCUUCCGAUACUACUGCAAGACUCUGGUCCAUGUCAACUGGCAAAGAGAUGAAGGUUUAUCAAGGUCAUCAUAAAGCAACUAUUUGUUGUGCCCUACACGAUGGAGCUGAACCCUCCUCUAGUUGAAACUGGAUUGUUCAUAGUGAGCGGUGUGCUGCCACUUCUUUCCCCAUCAUUUAUAACUCAAGAUAUUGGGUUGAGGCUUCCAGAAAGUAAUGCAUAUUUAUGAACCGAGCAAUACAUUCUUAGGCAUUAGUGGCUAAAUAAGUUGUUGAUUCUCUCCAACUGUGUUCUGAUAUUGAAUCAACCUGCCUGAUCAUCUCUUUGUGCUUCCAAGUGAGUGACAUUCCAGUGUUAUUUAUUUCAAUUUAGGGGCAGAGCUUCAGUUAAACAUGGUUCAAACACUUGGAAUCAAAACCCUGGUAGUUUGUAUACUGUUGGGAGAUUAAACAAGAUGGUAUCAGAUGUGCCAAAAGAAUGAAACUUGAAUAA